AAAUUGAAUCUUUAAUUUUUAUUCAUAUAAAGUUUUUUAGCAGUCAUUUUGGUAUCGCUGGAUGUAUCCAAUUGAAAGGUGAUUCAUAGUUACCAUUGACUAAUAUGUACUUACAAUUUUGGUGUUGUAUUUUUUUCACGUUUAUUCAUCCAUCCUUUUUAAAAUGCAUUUAUAGGUUUUUCGCACUCUAAAAGAGUCUGUUCGCAACAAGGCUCAUUUACCAUUUGCCAAUGUAAUUUUGUUGAUUGUAGUGUAUUGGGAUCGUUUCCCAUUUGCCAAUGUACCCACAUAACCCACCCACUACUUGUUACCAUUUAGCUCUGAAUGCGUAUUUCAAUAUACCUCAUCUCUUGUUUAGAGUUAUAAUUUGGAUAUGUAUGAUGGUCAGUAAGGUCUUCUUCUUCUUCUUUUUUGCAGUUCCAACUUUAGCAUUGUUAAUGACGGACGUCCAAAAGGCAUCAACGUUCUCACGCAUUGCUUAUGAUGUGAGAUUUGCUUCUGCUGGUUCGAGGUGGUUGGAGUACUCUUCAUGUUUUCCAUUUUACUUCCUCUGUUUAUGUUGGAAUUCUUGUUACAUUCGUUAUGUUUGUUGUUUUGAAUAAACUUGGUACAAGUAACUAAAGAUGUUGUAGUUUUGAUGGUUUUUGA
Rhododendron vialii is the source of this 648-nucleotide messenger RNA. RefSeq lists its product as uncharacterized. The record is from RefSeq and is a predicted model, not a curated record. The transcript is spliced from 2 exons. NCBI's taxonomy places the organism in Eukaryota, Viridiplantae, Streptophyta, Magnoliopsida, Ericales, Ericaceae. Bases 279 to 602 code for a protein of 107 amino acids.